This is a messenger RNA of Meloidogyne enterolobii, 2860 nucleotides long. The record is from the annotation of a GenBank genome assembly. NCBI's taxonomy places the organism in Eukaryota, Metazoa, Nematoda, Chromadorea, Rhabditida, Meloidogynidae.
UUUUGUCCCUCUUAUUUAUUUUUCUCUCCUUAUUAAUUUCUCCUUUCUUAAGGUUUCGGAUUCUGUUUCUGGCCAAACUGUGGUAGACCCAAAAGGUUAUUUAACUGAUCUUCAAUCAAUGAUACCUCAAUUCGGAGCGGACAUGCAGGAUAUUAAAAAGGGUCGAAUGCUUUUGAAAUCCUUGCGUGAAACAAACCCAGAAAAACCUCAAGGUUGGGUAGCCUCUGCACGUUUAGAAGAAGCUAGUGGUAAAUUACAAGCAGCGAGGAAUUUAAUUAUGGAAGGACUUGAAAGGAUUGAUAAAUCUGAAGAUUUGUGGCUUGAAGCAAUUCGAUUACACCCUCCUAAUGUUGGAAAGAAUAUUGUUGCCAAUUCGGUUCGUGCUCUUCCCCAUUCAGUCAAAAUUUGGUUAAAAGCUGCUGACCUUGAAAUUGAUGUUAAAGGCAAAAGAAAAGUUUUGCGUAGAGCUUUGGAAAGUAAUCCAAGCUCAGUUCGUUUAUGGAAAGCCGCGAUAGAUUUGGAAGAUCCUGAAGAUGCUCGAAUGCUUUUGUCUAGGGCUGUUGAAUGUUGCCCUUUAAGUACUGAAUUGUGGCUGGCUUUGGCGAAAUUGGAGACUUAUGAAAAUGCUCAAAAGGUAUUAAACAAAGCUAGAGAAAAUAUUCCAACAGAAAGAAUGAUUUGGAUUGCAGCUGCAAGACUAGAAGAAACUCGUGGACAAGCUAAAAGAGUCCCAAUUUUAAUUGAACGUGCUUUAAUUUCUCUUCGUUCUGCACAAGUUGAAAUAAACAGAAAACAAUGGUUGGAAGAUGCUGUUGAAUGUGAGGCUGCUAAUUGCCCAUUGACUAGUAGAGCUAUUAUACAAAAUGUCAUAGCAAUUGGUGUUGAAGACGAAGAUAGAAAACACACAUGGAUGGAAGAUGCAGAAUGGUUUAUAACACAACAUGCAAUACAAUCAGCUCGAGCAGUAUAUUCCUACAUUUUAAAUAUAUUUUCAAAGAAGAAAAGUAUUUGGACUCGAGCAGCAUUUUUUGAAAGAGAAUUUGGUUCUGUUGAAAAUUAUGAAGAAAUUUUGAAGAAGGCAACAGAAAAUUGUCCAGAUGCUGAAAAUUUGUGGUUAAUGCAAGCAAAAUCGAGAUGGCAGGGAGGGGAUGUUGAAGGUGCUCGUCAAAUUUUAGCCCAAGCUUUUAGACAUAAUCCUAAUUCUGAAGAGAUUUGGAUGGCUGCGGUUAAACUUGAAUCGGAAAAUGAGGAAUUUGAUCGUGCACGAAAAUUACUUGAACGUGCUCGAAAUUCUGCACCUUCCCCCCGUUUUUGGAUGAAAUCUGCACGUUUAGAAUGGUGUUUAAAUGAUUUGGUUAGAGCAAAAGAAUUGUUAAAUGAAGGAAUUAAAUUAUAUCCAAAUUUUGAAAAAUUUUAUAUGAUUUUUGGACAAAUAUUUACACAAGAAGGCAAUUUUGAUGAAGCAAGAAAAUUUUAUAUUGAAGGAACUAAAAGAAAUGUUCAUUGUAUUCCUCUAUGGUUAUUGUUGGUUAGACUAGAAGAAUUUAGAGGAAGACAUAUAAAAGCGAGAAGUGAAUUAGAUAUUGCAAAAACUAAGAAUCCAAAAUGUGAUGAAUUGUGGUUGGAAGGUGUUAGAAUUGAAAUGAGAGCUGGACAGAGAGAAUUGGCACAAUCAAUGUUGGCUAGAGCUUUGCAAGAAUGUGAACAUUCUGGAAGACUUUGGGCAGAAGCUAUAUUCAUUGAAUUACGCCAUGCUAGAAAAACAAAAAUUGUGGAUGCAUUAAAGAAAUGUGAGCAUGAUCCUCAUGUACUUUUGGCUGGUUCUAAGCUUAUUUGGGCUGAAAGAAAAUAUAAAAAAGCGAGGGAAUGGUUUAUGCGAACAGUUAAAGUUGAACCUGAUUUUGGCGAUGCUUGGGCAUAUUUUUAUAAAUUUGAACAAAUUCAUGGAACUCAGGAACAAAAAGAUGAAGUAAAGAAGCGUUGUUUACAAGCAGAGCCACGCCAUGGAGAACUUUGGCAAGCAGCAUCAAAAGAUGUUAAAAAUUGGCGUAAAAGAACAGGGGAACUUUUAGAAAUAAUUGUUGUUAAAAAAAUGUUCUUCAAACAAUUUAUAGCAGCUUGCAACCAAAACAUAAUUCCUGUUCGUUAUGAAAGAUCUUUUAGAGGAUUAAAAAAGUUGAUGGAAAGGCAAGGUUUGGUACCUUUUAGUGAAGAUGAUCAGGCUUUUAAUUAUUUGGAAAGGAGGGCUGGAAUGUUGAAGCCAGUGCAUACCGUGGAAGAACAAAUUGAAUAUAUGGCUAGUGAAGCUUAUUGGAAUGUCUACAAAGAUAGACCAAUUUGGGAAACUUCUUGGAAACGUAAUUUACGUACACAAUUAAAAUGGCAACCACCAACCAGACUUUUUUGUAUUGACCGAAAUGGACGUUUUAAUGUAAAUAAUGCUUGCCCUGUUUGUCGAGACGAAUAUUUUUUCUUUGAUUACAGGAAUCCAAAAUUAAUGCAACAUUUUUUACAACCUGGAACUGACUUGCCCAUAUCUAAUUUAAAAACUGGUUUGUGUAUUGAACAGACAAUCAAUUUACAAGCUCAAGUGUUGAAAGCAAAGGAAAAUGGAACACUUCCAUUCAAUGUUGAAUUUCGUUAUUUUGAUUACAAAGAGUGGUAUCCAGAAUUAUGGAAAAAUAGAGAAGAUGAAACAACAAAGCUUGUCGGAGAUGAAGAACUUCCAAAAAGAAAUGUUUCUGUAGACGAUGUUUAUCAAAAUCCGGAUAUUGUAUUUCCUAUACAUAAUAGAGAUGUUAAUACAAAAUGGGAUGAGUGGUGGAUGAGACAAGAAAAAUUUACUAGAAAGGGGCGAUAA